Molecule: messenger RNA, 2298 nt
Organism: Anopheles bellator
Lineage: Eukaryota; Metazoa; Arthropoda; Insecta; Diptera; Culicidae
Gene: mri
Product: BTB/POZ domain-containing protein 10
Exons: 4
Coding region: 339-1712 (457 amino acids)
Biological process (GO): positive regulation of phosphorylation
Cellular component (GO): cytoplasm
Molecular function (GO): protein binding
Source: RefSeq, a predicted model, not a curated record
UCCACAGUGACGACGAGUGGAAGAAGACAUUUUUCAACGAGUGCACUAUUGCUUUGUGGUGGGCUCAUCCGCACUGGGAAUUUGUGCGGAUUUCCCCAAACGCAUCGAUCCUUAAGGCCGAAGUAAUGCGUGCAUAAUUAUACUCAUUGCGUUGUUCGGUUGUUUGCUGCGAUUACGGUGCACAAUCUGCGGGUGGGCCACUUCCGUGUGGAAGUGGAAAGGAGGUUUGCGUCGCUUAACCAGAACAGAGCCCUACUGCCUCAGCCAUCGUCGUGGAUAGGCUACACCUCUUCUAUUAUCGGUACUUGGGACGGGUUUGCGGUGCGCUGAAGCAUUUCAUGAUGGACCUUCAGCUCCAGCGAAAGCAGGGAACGCCUUCAGCAGCGGGACAGCCGCAGCCCCAGCAGCAGCGGGAUGCUGGCAUCGCAAACUCCGGCCCGGGUAGCGCUCUCGUCGGCGGUGCGGCUUCUGUUGGUGGGGCCAUCGGCAAGAAUGAUUGCUAUGAUAGUUCGCACAGCAGCAGCAAUACUGAGGACACCACCGAAACGGACGACCGCCGUCGGAAGAUGAUGAAAAAUCGUGCCAGAAACAAUCGACUGAUGCAGCAACACCAGGCACAGCACAACACGACGGACAGUGCAAAGGCGGCGGCCGCUGUGAGCCAUGUACACGGAAAAAAGCUGCAAGAUGGUGAGCGUAUAACGCUGAUCGUCGACAAUACGACUUUUACGGUCAAUGCGGCGAUGCUGACCUCUCAGCCCCAGACCAUGCUCGGCCGAAUGUUCAGUUCGGGGCUCGAGUUCGCGCAUCCGAACGAGCGGGGUGAGUACGAGGUGGCAGACGGUAUCUCACACACCGUCUUUCGGACCAUCCUCGAGUACUACCGGUCGGGCGUGAUACGUUGCCCACCGACGGUGUCGGUGCUGGAGUUGCGCGAAGCUUGCGACUAUCUGCUGAUUCCGUUCAAUGCCGAAACGAUCAGGUGCCAGAAUCUGCGCGGAUUGCUGCACGAACUAAGCAACGAGGGGGCCAGCAUUCAGUUCGGAGCGUUUUUGGAAUCGCUCAUCCUGCCGUUGAUGGUUGAUGCUGCUCGCCAGGGGCACCGCGAAUGUCACAUCGUAGUUCUCUCUGAAGAUGAUAUCAUCGACUGGGAUGCGGAGUACCCGCCUCAAAUGGGUGAAGAAGACUGCCAAACGGUCGCGAACACGGCCAUGUAUCGGUUCUUUAAAUACAUCGAAAAUCGGGAUGUUGCCAAGCAGGUGCUGAAGGAUCGGGGUCUCAAGAAGAUCCGGCUCGGUAUCGAGGGGUACCCCACGUACAAGGAGAAAAUGAAGAGACGGGCGAGUGGACGGGUCGAGGUGAUCUACAAUUAUCUGCAGCGGCCCUUCAUCCACAUGUCGUGGGAAAAGGAGGAAGCCAAGAGCCGCCACGUCGACUUUCAGUGCGUGAAAUCGAAGUCGGUCACCAAUUUGGCCGAAGCGACCGCUGAUCCUGCACUGGAACUUGACUCUGCUGGUAAUCCGCUUCCCCAGCGACAUUUUGAAAUAUCACACGAACCGGAAGCUGAACCGUUCCUGAGGCCCGAUGCUCUCCUAGAUGGCGAAGAGGGCGCUAUAGGGGGCAUACUACCGAACGCGGAUGAAAUCGCCAAUGGAGGACCAGGUGCAGCAGGAGUGGCAGCAGCAGCAGGUCCCGAGGAGGGAGCGCAGUAGAGACAUCAGCACCGUGCUCCUCGUGAAACAGGAACCAUUGCGGCGCAACAUGCCAAUGUCUCACGAUAAUGCACGGCUACUCAACUCAGUCACGUUUUUUUGGAGGUUUCUCUUUCGGUUCUCGAAGCGUGGCUUGGUGCUGAACAUGUUUUCUGACGGUUUUACAUACAAAUGCGCACAAGUUACGUUCUCCUCAUGAGAUAUUUGUUUUUUUAUGUUUUCCCUUUUUGAUUCUUGUUUUUGUUCAUCGUUUUAUAUAAGCCGUGUAUAUAGUACUUCACCACGAAACGUUCACGUUCGCUGGCAUUUGUUGCUCCAUGUGUGUGUGUGUGUGUGUGCUAGUUCAAGAAACUCUGGAACCAAUUUCCACUCGCGGCUAGAUUUCACUAUCCAGUACGCUCCUCACACAUUAUAGAUAGGUUUCGGAAUGCUGCAACACUCGUUUGCGCAGACUGCUGCUGUGACUAAGUUGUCCGCUUGCUCGACACAGUGUGCUCCUCGUACUAUAACUACAAUUGAAUGCGUUUAUUCUCCUUUUUUAUGAAUAUCAAACGAAAUACAAAUAAAAAACAGGAUUAUAUUAGCA